This is a messenger RNA of Toxotes jaculatrix (banded archerfish), 1348 nucleotides long. It is a transcript of the gene skap2, whose product is annotated as src kinase associated phosphoprotein 2. The coding region runs from base 99 to 1121 and encodes 340 amino acids. The transcript has 13 exons. Lineage: Eukaryota; Metazoa; Chordata; Actinopteri; Toxotidae. Gene Ontology annotation, cellular component: plasma membrane; cytoplasm. Gene Ontology annotation, molecular function: protein binding. The record is from RefSeq and is a predicted model, not a curated record.
CUGAGCCCUGCUGCUGCUGCUGCUGCUUCCGUGUCACGGAAAGUUUCCCCCCCACCGCCGGACGGUCCAUCGCUGCCAGCAACAAACUCUGACCUACAAUGCGUGCGAUUCCCGAGGAGCUAACGACCCUUAUUUCAGAACUAGAACAUUUCCUCAAUGAGGGGUUAAAAGGAGAAACUUUAAGCAAGAAAGCAAAAGAGAAGAGGGAGGCCUUCAUCAAACGGAUCAAAGAGGUCAAAUUGGGGUUUCCACAUGAUUUCAAGGACAAAAUAGGUGGAGAUGACUCAGAGGAGGAGGAGGACGUUGACAGCAACAACGAUGGAGGGUCGCUGCAGUCCGAGCGCACAGACAAGGAUGAGGACACUUGCGAAGGUGCCCAGCAGUCCCCACCUGUGGCAGCUCAGGACCUGGUGUCUGUCUUCAAAGCAGGAUACCUUGAGAAACGCAGGAAGGAUCACAGCUUCUUUGGCACUGAGUGGCAGAAGAGAUGGUGUGCUCUGAGCCAUCAUACCUUCUACUAUUAUGGCAGUGAGAAAGACAAGCAGCAGAAGGGCGAGUUCAGUAUCGAUGGGUACACUGUCAAAAUGAACAACACCUUACGGAAAGACUCAAAGAAAGACUGUUGCUUUGAGAUUUCGGCUCCAGACAAGCGAGUCUAUCAGUUUUGUGCGUCAUCCGUGAAAGAGGCGGAGGAAUGGGUGAAACAGAUAGACUUUGUUUUGAGAGAUAUGACAGGAAUUAUCCCAGAAGAAGACGACGAGGAGCAGGAAAUGUACGAUGAUGUUGGAGCGAUCACUGAUACAGCUGGGCCAAUUGAUGAAGACAUCUACGAAGAGCUCCCAGAGGAUGAUGUGCCCACUCCAGCAAAGGCUCCUCCAAAGAUGAACACAUCCAGUAAACCAGCUCCUCCUGCUGCAGUUGAUAAGAGCACAGACUACCAGAACUACUACCAGGGCUUAUGGGACUGUAUAGCAGACCACCCAGAUGAGCUGUCCUUCAAACGUGGAGAUGCCAUCUACAUCCUGAGCAAGGAGUACCAGAGCUUUGGCUGGUGGGUUGGAGAGAAGAACGGAAAUAUAGGAAUUGUCCCCAAAGACUACCUGAUGGAGCUUUACGCUUAAAAAUACCCCCCAUGAUCAUUCCCUCCCACAUCCACUAUAAGAGGCUGAUGAUUGGAUAGAUUAUCAUAUGACUGAAGUACAUGUUUAGGAGUGGCUUUCUAGUUUGCACUGCUUGUUUAUAUUUAUUUUCUAUACAAGUUACAUUUUUUUCCACAUCAGCAUUUCAUCCUCUGCUUUUGGCAAAUUUGGUAUUUGAAAUGGCACAAUAAAUAAGAACUUAAACUAUC